AUGCUGUGGAUCGUUACGUUCAUGUUCGUUGCGCCUGCUUGUAUCAAACUGUCGUAUAGUCAAAUCGUACAACCGAAUUUUCGUUCAUCGGAUGUUGAAUUACAUCCGAGUCUAAUGGUAAUGAAUUCGACUAGUUAUGCUCAUUUCUACUGUACAAAUUACCAUCCUGAGAAUUUACCGCUAGUAGUGAGUCUAUCGAGGAAUAUCUCGAACAAGCUUUUGAAGCUGUCCACGUAUCAAGUGAAUGAAACAACCACGAAGAUUAUACUUCACUCGAAAAGAUUCAUUGGUAUUUUCUACUUGUUCUGUUACAAGAAAGAUAACGAACAGCGCGGAACUCGCGCUGAUGUUAUCGUUAAAGCGGAUGCUGGCCUACUUCGAUUAGCUCGACGGUGUCAAGUCUACCAUCGAAAGUAUAUUAAAUGUACUCUUCGAGCGUCGACAUUGGCGCGUGCAAUACAAAAUGGUUUUUCACCAGAAAUUGAAUUUAUUGAAAAUACAGAGGCACGAUCCUAUAAGGAAGAUUAUGAAUUCUUGAAGAAUGAAAGUACGAAUAAUUAUUUGGUAUUCAGGCUAGAGCCAAUGGUCGAGGGCCAAUUUCCAGCUGGAGUGAAGAUGAAUAUCAAAAUAACUUUACCAUACUUCGGUACAUCACAGUAUCGUUUUGAUAUGACCCCGACGUUCGUGAUUCAACCUAAUUUUACUGCACACGCUGUUUCGAAAAACAAGGUCGAAAUUCACCUGAUCCCUAAUUCUCCACCGGCAAUCUGUCAACAGGCAAUUCAAUUGAAGUCCAAUGCAACUAAAAAACCGGCAUGGAAAAUUCUCCAUCCGGGUCGCACUCAAUACUUCAUAGAUAAAUCUCUCCUCCGUACCAUUUAUCAAGUAUGUGUCAGAUGUCGACAAACAUCAAAUGAGUCGUAUAGUCAAGAAGAAUGCCAAGAUAUCGUUCUAUCACCGAAAUACAAUUCAUGGAAAAACAUUGUCAUUCCGGUUGGCAUCAUUCUAUCAAUAAUUCUUGUAAUUCUCGCAUCGAUUCGACUUUACAUUUGGAUCUCCGAGAAAAGAGCCGAAAAACAGCCAAAACCUACUCAGUUGGCUGCAGAAACAUUGGUACUGAAUAAUGGCAACAUCGAUAGAUGUUCGAAAGUUACCGAUCGCUAUGAUCAAGUCAUAUUCGAUAACGAGUCAUCGUUCAUAACUGAAACGGAAUCACAGUUAACACCGGACACGUAUCAACCAUUGUAUGUCAAAUGA
Molecule: messenger RNA, 1257 nt
Organism: Adineta ricciae
Lineage: Eukaryota; Metazoa; Rotifera; Eurotatoria; Adinetida; Adinetidae
Source: the annotation of a GenBank genome assembly